AUGACCCGUCCCUCAACAUUCAGCACAGAUGAUACUACCGAUACUGAUGAUGGUGGUGAGGACCAAAAUAAGAAAUCGGAGGAGGAGAGCUCUGGUCCUCCAACAGCUGAGGGACCGGAUGGAAAGAUUUCGGAGAGCUCUCACGUGGCCGAGCCGGGGAACGGUCAUCAUCUGCUAGCUGGAGCAGUACAGUCGGAUACCUUUGGAAGCUUCCAUCGGAGCCCGACAUCGAUUGGUGCCACCACCUUCGACUCAAAGGGUAUGGACUCGGCGAAGAAAAUGAGCACAGCAGUACACGAGACCCCGGAUGCCGAUCUGGUUAAACAGACCCAGGAGAGUAGACAUCGCGCCGAGGACCAACAAACCUCCAGCUCGUUCAUCGACGACACCGAGCUGUCGCACAAGAAAUUCGAGAGUCAGGGAAGCCACUCGGCUUGGCAUACACACCGAUCAAGACAUAAGACUAGUCAGCCCACGGAGGAGACCCAAGUGUUCCGACUCGGAACUGGUAAAGGUAGUACGACAACUUUUGGACGGACCUCCGCGACCACAUUCUUGGGCUUGGACACCCCAACGACCGAGGGGAAACGAUUCGGAAAUAAAAAUGACUUCUCCACCCAGUUCAUGGACUUUGACCCAACCCAUUUUAUGACGAGCCGGAGCGCCCGGUGGAGGCGUAGUAUUAACGUGAUGGAGUCGGAAGAUAACGACAAGAAGCCGUUAAUCCAUCUGCCUCCCUUUUCGGAUAUCCCAGUUUUAGCCAAUGAACCCGUCGAAAUCGUGCCUCGUCUCCCGCAAAUGAGCACCAUCAUGCCACUCCUCCAGCCCAAGCCACCCGUUGCGGAACCAGUAUGUCGAGAUCUGCUCGUCCUCUUCGAUACAACUGGCACCAGCCCGCUGGUCUUCAAAAGAAACCGAAAUCUCGUCAAGCAAAUCGUCAAUUCGGCCAUAUUGCCCUGGCAGAAAGUGGCUUCUUUGAUUGCGUUCUCGACGAUUGACAAGACAAAAGCUGUCGCCAAGUUUGAGGAGCGGCUCGACAAUUGGGGUUUUAUGAGGCGAAUCGAGGAAAUCGAUUAUUUUGGUGGAGUUGGAGACGUGGCUAAUGCUCUCAAGAUGGCAAACGAUCUAAUUGCCAAGAAUUCGAUGCCAGUGGAUGUAAUUUUUGUGUCUGAUGGCUACAGCUCUGAAAACUACACGGAUCCACUCCAGAAAAUGCUGGCAAAUGACGCGAAUCGUUUCUUCGUCCUGGCGCCGAAUCAUAAAAAAGUCUCCAGCCAACUCUCCAUCCUCGUAAACUCUCAGAACAUCUACAACAAGUUCGAAAACCUUGUCGGCUUGCGUGAUAACUUGGCUUGC
Mesorhabditis spiculigera is the source of this 1356-nucleotide messenger RNA. NCBI's taxonomy places the organism in Eukaryota, Metazoa, Nematoda, Chromadorea, Rhabditida, Rhabditidae. The record is from the annotation of a GenBank genome assembly.